Molecule: messenger RNA, 489 nt
Organism: Colletotrichum godetiae
Lineage: Eukaryota; Fungi; Ascomycota; Sordariomycetes; Glomerellales; Glomerellaceae
Exons: 1
Coding region: 1-489 (162 amino acids)
Source: RefSeq, a predicted model, not a curated record
AUGUUACUCACUUAUUCCAUCUUCACCUUGCUCUCGGUCUUCAUUAAUCUCACGAGCGUCUAUGCCACUCCCUUCGACAAAGGAGAUAUAACGAAGCACGUGCCCUUGCAUAAGCGAGAGACCGAAAAGCUCCAAGCAAGACUGGUAUGCUACCACAAACAAGCAUACCAUGUAGCUAUCGUGAUCGACCGCGACGAAUAUGGGGUAUCCUAUCGCUACCACGCGACCCAGAAAGGCCAAACCCGAACGUUCAAGCUUGACCGUGACCGACGCGAGGGGGGCAGUUAUGUCGAUUCUUUGAUCCCGAAGCUUUCCGCCAAUAUUCCCAUCAACGGCUACGUCGACACCUUUGAAGAAGUCGAUGAGCUUAUCAACGACACGGAUCUGCUACCCUCGAACGGGUACGACUGCUGGCAAUACCUCAAGAAUGCGCUUAAUGCGAUGAGACAGCGGAUGGCUGACGCAGUCCGAGAUGGACUCUGCCUAUAA